Neogale vison (American mink) is the source of this 3154-nucleotide messenger RNA. RefSeq names its product metallophosphoesterase domain containing 1 (gene MPPED1). The transcript is spliced from 6 exons. Gene Ontology annotation, molecular function: hydrolase activity. The record is from RefSeq and is a predicted model, not a curated record. The coding region runs from base 27 to 1007 and encodes 326 amino acids. Lineage: Eukaryota; Metazoa; Chordata; Mammalia; Carnivora; Mustelidae.
GAUGCCCGGGCGGCCCGCAGAGGUCCAUGUGGCGCGCUAGGUGGGAUCCCGGCGUCCUGAAGGCCGAGGCCCUGGCCCUCCUGCCCUGCGGCCUGGGCAUGGCGUUCUCCCAGUCGCACGUGAUGGCCGCCCGGAGGCACCAGCACAGCCGGCUCAUCAUCGAGGUGGACGAGUACAGCUCCAACCCCACCCAGGCCUUCACCUUCUACAACAUCAACCAGGGACGCUUCCAGCCGCCGCACGUGCAGAUGGUGGACCCUGUGCCUCACGAUGCCCCCAAGCCACCCGGCUACACCCGCUUCGUCUGUGUGUCGGACACCCACUCGAGGACCGACCCCAUCCAGAUGCCUUACGGCGACGUGCUCAUCCACGCCGGGGACUUCACGGAGCUGGGGCUCCCCAGCGAGGUCAAGAAGUUCAACGAGUGGCUUGGCAGCCUGCCCUACGAGUACAAGAUCGUGAUUGCCGGCAACCAUGAGCUGACGUUCGACCAGGAAUUCAUGGCUGACCUCAUCAAGCAGGACUUUUACUACUUCCCGUCCGUGUCGAAGCUGAAGCCGGAGAACUACGAGAACGUGCAGUCCCUGCUGACCAACUGUGUCUACCUGCAGGACUCGGAGGUCACCGUGCGGGGCUUCCGCAUCUACGGCUCGCCGUGGCAGCCGUGGUUUUAUGGCUGGGGCUUUAACCUCCCACGAGGCCAAGCACUGCUAGAGAAAUGGAACCUCAUUCCUGAAGGCGUAGACAUCCUGAUAACCCAUGGACCGCCACUAGGCUUCCUGGACUGGGUCCCCAAGAAGAUGCAGCGGGUGGGCUGCGUGGAGCUGCUCAACACGGUGCAGAGGCGCGUCCAGCCGCGGCUUCAUGUCUUUGGCCACAUCCACGAAGGGUACGGUGUCAUGGCAGAUGGGACGACCACCUACGUGAACGCGUCUGUGUGCACCGUGAACUACCAGCCCGUGAAUCCGCCCAUAGUCAUUGACCUCCCCACACCCCGGAACUCCUGACUGCCCCUGCUGUCUCAGCCCUUCCUGCUCACAUCAGCUACACAUGCCUGGCCGAGAGCACAGACCCCCAACCACCCUCCCUUCCAUGCAGACCAGCUGCCUGGCCGUGGGGAGCAGCCCAGCCGAUGGGUUGAGGCCUUGGAAUGAAGAAAAGCUCCCCUGACUCUUCAGCCUCCGUCACCUGGAGUCAGGACCCUGUGGGUCCCUGGCAGGGGUUCUGUGCUCAUUACUGUUUUCUGCGUGUACAUUUCUGCGUGUACCUUGUCAAAGGACCUAACAAGCUUGCGGUCCUGUCCUGCUUGGGAAUUGACGGACUCUUCAUCCUUCUCAGUUGGACCCACUCGUGGGCUUGGGAAGCCGCUGCUCCUGGACACACUUUGGAAGUUCUCGCACAAAAUCUCCCUCUAACCGAGGGUCUGUGUGGCAGCAAGCCCUGGGAUUGGGGGUGUGUGGGAGGUUUUGGAGCCUGGGUGCAAGUGGCACCCGUUCCCGCCCCCCGCCCCCCACCGGGCUUUGGGGAGGAGAUGGGCCUGCUUCACAGAUGAGGCCCUUGAGGGAGCGAUCAGGGACGUCUCAGGAAUUCGGGCCACAAGGCCAACAAGGCCAACAAGCCGUCUGCCUCACCUCGUGACCCCGCUUUCUUCCUGUGGGCAUCUUUGCCAUCUUGAACAGUGGCCUGAGCACCUCAGGUGCUCGCGUGGAGCCUGGACCCGGGAGAGUGGUUCUCUAGAAGGAGCCAUGUGGGUGCCCAGGACCAGAUGGAAGGUUCCCGAGUCACAGCCUCGCGGGUCUGAGCAGCUCUGCAGAACUUGGCAGGCUGGCGGGGCUGCAGACCGAGGCCCCCCUGCCACGUGGUUGUGCCCAUGUGGACGUGCGCGCGUGCUUCCCCUUACUGUCCUCCAGUGGGGUUCCAUUCCUCAGUGCGGUUUCUCGUGCACCAUUUCGGUUCUGUCUGUUGGACCCACAGCCGAAGGGGCUGAGUGGUUCCUGGUCCUUGCCAGUGUGUCCUGUUAACGGGAGGGUGGCCCAGUGGCAGAGCAGGCCCUGGCGCUGGCAGCUUCAUGGAGAGCGCCUUUCCUUUUUUUCCUUUAAAUUAGUACUGGGUUUGGGGAGGUGGGGGGUUGGGCUGAAUCUGUGAGGGCAAGGGAACCAGCAGGGUCUCAUCGGAGCGAGGCCAGGGAGGCGGGAUCGCCCCGUGCAGGGUCCAAUUCUAUCUUUAUUGAAAUUUUUGAUAUUUUGUUCAUCAUGGAUAUUUUUCUGAACCGAAUUUGAUUUUGAAAGACAUGGGGUUAAAGAGCAUCCUUUCUCUCUCUUGCCCAGCUGUUUGGUGGCUCCUUAAAUUGGGCACCUGAGAGGAGGACCUUAUUCACCUCACCCUCAGCCCAGCCCUGGGGCCAGCCCUUACCACGGCCCGUUGCAGAUACAAUCUUGAUUCAUGCCAGGCGGUCCUGCAAGGUCAGCUCUGUUGGCUUGAUUUUAGAGAUGAGGAGAUUGAGAUCAGAGAGGAGACGUCACUUGCCUGAGGAUGCACAGCUCAAAGGGGGCAGAAGCCGGACUUGAGCCUUAGUGUCUGGCUCCAGGGCCUCUGGUUUGCCGGGACUCAAAGCUCCGCCCCUCCGAGGCAAGGCAUGGUCCCAAGUUUCUCUCUCCCUCUCUUUUUUUAAGGGUCCUGUUCAGAGCCUCUCUGGUCCGUGUCUCAGAGAGAGCCCCUGGAGCGCUGAGGGAUCCUGUUCUCUGAGCCCAGCACCCUGGCAUCCCAGGAGGCCACGAUUCCUUCCCUGCUCCCACAGGGGUCCCCAUGGGGCAAGGCUCACUGUCCACGAGGGGAGUCAGCCAGCAGCAGUGCGCUCUGUGGGGUGUGCGACUUCGGGGACUCUGUUUGACCGAGUGGUUCCUGGGUGAGGAUGUUUACAAAGUCUCUGGGGAAGCCCAGAUGCACGGCGUAUGGGCACACGUCGGGUGGAGAAGACACAGGCCCUUUUAGUCACCUCUACCGAAUUUCUAUGCGGACCAAGAACUAUAAACUUAAAUAAAUUUUUUUCCUAAGGUAUCUUCAGAAUAUGGUGUAUUUUUAUGUGGAAAAGAAAAGUUAUGAAGGCAGCUGUUACUUUGAAAGAAAAUUCAUUAAAAGUCCUUGAGGUAUGAAA